AUGGCAGCAGCAGCGGUGGCAACUGACACGGAACCUCGACCGUACCCGGAGCUCGAGGCUAUUCCGCCGGCGCCACCCCGUUCCGCGGCCGCUUCCACCCGCUCCUCGGCCUCGUCGUUGCUCCCCGUCCCCAACUGGGUGGUGCGCCUCUUUUCAGCGUUCCCGCUGCACGUCUGGCCAGAGGCCGACGUCAUCUCCCCGGCACCAUCCCCGCCGCCUCGGAAACCAACGCUCUACGUCGCGCCACACCUCAACCGGGACGGGACGCUGUCACCACCCUCGCAGCACGCCAGCACGAGCAAAGAGACCCUGGGAUGGACAAGCAGCGACCCCACUUGCCUGAGAUGGCAGCUCCAGCUCCUCUUUCGCGGCGUCGACUUCGACGUCGAGUUCAUCGACCCUAGCCAGAGCUGGGGUCCCGGUGGCCAGCUGCCGUUCCUCCACCUGCCGCCGGCCUUCCAGCCGCCCUCGACGAACGCAUCGUCCAGCUCGAGAUCCUGGCUCGGCGCAAAGAGGGGCGCAGUUGUUCCCUCGCUGCUGACCGCGGCCGCCCUGCCACACUUCCUCGACAACCACUUCCCGCUCUGGCGUCCCGAGCUUGGUGAAAAGGCCGACGCAAACCCGUUGUGGAAGGACAAGGCGACCGAGCUCGAGAGCCGCACCUGGAUCAACCUCCUCUCCGGCCGUGUCAUGGCUGGCGUGCUGCUCGCCGUUCUUCUCAGCCCUCACUCUGCAUCAACUCUUCAAGCGCAAGACAAGCCGUACCUGACCAGCCUCCUGUCCUCGCAGCUCCAGACGACCUUCCUGGACGACCAGCUGCGUCGCAUCUCGGCGCUCAACCCGAAAGCUCGCUCUCAGCCGACCAGCCGGCUGCCAGGCUGGGAGGUUGGUUUCCUCGGUUGGGUCGGCGCCCAUUCAAUGGGUGCGGGCGCGGGUCAGGAUGCAGCGACGGGCGACGGCGAAGACAGCCUGCGAUACGCCGCGCCCGUGGUGGACGAAAACAAGGUCGUCGACGACGCAGUCAAGGGUAUCGAAGCGUUGGGACUGCGCACGCAGGCCGAUCUCGAGGGGGCAGAAGGCGCCUGGAUGCUUGGCGCAAGCCAGCCCACGGAGCUCGAUGCUCUGACCUUUGCAAUUGUGCACAGCGUCAUGUCGCUCUCGGCCACGCCUGCUUUCGCCAAUGCCUCUGCGACCACGGACGAUGACAGGCGGGCCCUGCUGCGCCUGAAGGCAGCAAUCGAGGGCAAGCCGUGGCUCGUCGGCUGGUCCAGGAGGGUGUGGAAGGACAAGGUGCGACCCAAGGAGAGAGGCCAGUAG
Molecule: messenger RNA, 1317 nt
Organism: Pseudozyma flocculosa PF-1
Lineage: Eukaryota; Fungi; Basidiomycota; Ustilaginomycetes; Ustilaginales; Ustilaginaceae
Exons: 3
Coding region: 1-1317 (438 amino acids)
Source: RefSeq, a predicted model, not a curated record